Molecule: messenger RNA, 3624 nt
Organism: Brachypodium distachyon (stiff brome)
Lineage: Eukaryota; Viridiplantae; Streptophyta; Magnoliopsida; Poales; Poaceae
Product: nardilysin-like
Exons: 19
Coding region: 83-3190 (1035 amino acids)
Biological process (GO): proteolysis
Cellular component (GO): cytosol
Molecular function (GO): metalloendopeptidase activity; metal ion binding
Source: RefSeq, a predicted model, not a curated record
CGCGCUGCUGGUGUUGCCUCACAACUCUCCCACCACCUCCCUCCCUCUUUCGUAUCGACAGGCGGCGGCGGCGGCGGCAGAGAUGGCGUCGGCUGUGUCGCGCGACGACGAGCUGGUGGUCAAGUCCCCCAACGACAACCGCUCCUACCGGCUCCUCCGCCUCGCCAACGGCCUCUGCGCCCUCCUCGUCCACGACCCGGAGAUCUACGCAGACGGCUGCCCUGUUCCCAAUCCCAGCGAAGACGUGGACAUGGAGAACGAGGAUGAUGACGAUGACGAGGAAGGUGAAGACGAUGACGAAGAGUACAGCGACGAGGAGGGGGAGGACGACGACGACGAAGAAGAAGAAGACGAGGAGGAUGAGGAUGGGAGCGAGCCGAAGAGGAGGAAGGAGAAGGGCGGCUCCGAGCCGGUCAUUAAGAAGGCUGCUGCUGCAAUGUGUGUUGGCAUGGGCAGUUUUGCUGACCCUCCAAACGCACAAGGCUUGGCUCAUUUUCUAGAGCACAUGCUUUUUAUGGGGAGUUCUGAAUUUCCAGAUGAAAACGAGUAUGACAGUUACUUGUCCAAGCAUGGGGGUUCAUCCAAUGCUUUUACUGAAACUGAAUACACAUGCUACCAUUUUGAUGUCAAGCGAGAGUAUCUAAAGGGAGCACUGGACAGGUUUUCUCAGUUUUUUGUAUCACCUCUUGUUAAGGCUGAAGCUAUGGACCGUGAGAUAUUAGCGGUAGACUCAGAGUUCAACCAAGUUUUGCAAAGUGAUAGCUGCCGUCUUUACCAACUUCAGUCCCACACUUGCUCUCAUGGGCACCCUUUGAAUAGAUUUACCUGGGGAAACAAGAAAAGCUUGGUUGAGGCGAUGGGCAGUGGAAUCAAUCUAAGGGAAGAGAUUUUGCAGAUGUACACGAGUAACUAUCACGGAGGGAUGAUGAAGCUAGUUAUAAUUGGGGGAGAACCACUUGACACUCUAGAAGCCUGGACCAUGGAGCUAUUCAGUAAGGUUAAAGCUGGCCCUCUGUUAGAUAUAAGUCCAAAGACCAAUAUGCCUUUUUGGAAGUCUGGUAAACUUCAUAAGUUAGAGGCUGUUAGAGAUGUUCAUAGCCUUUACCUAUCAUGGACACUUCCUUGCCUGCACAAGGAAUACAUGAAGAAACCAGAAGAUUAUUUGGCACAUCUCCUUGGACAUGAGGGCAAGGGAAGCUUACUUUACUUUCUGAAAGCUAAAGGUUGGGCUAGCUCGUUGAGUGCUGGUGUUGGCAGUGGUGGAGCACAGCGAUCCUCAUAUGCCUAUAUCUUUGAAAUGUCUAUCCGCCUUACUGACUCAGGACUGAAAAAUCUCUACGAGGUCAUCACGGCUGUAUACCAAUAUCUUAACUUACUUAAGCAGUCUGAUCCACAAGAAUGGAUAUUUAAGGAACUCCAGGACAUUGGGUACAUGGAGUUCAGAUUUGCAGAAGAGCAACCUCCGGAUGAUUAUGUAGUAGAUCUUGCAGAAAAUAUGUUAUUUUAUUCUGAAAAGCAUAUCGUUGCUGGAGAAUAUUUAUACGAGGGAUGGGAACCGGAGUUAGUCAAGCAUGUUUUGAGCUUCUUCCAUCCAGACAACAUGAGAGUUGAUAUACUUUCUAAAUUGUUUGAUAAACAGUCCCAAGCUAUUAAAUGUGAACCUUGGUUUGGUUCGCAGUAUAUUGAAGAGGACAUUCCAUCAUCUUUGAUUGAAAGCUGGAGAAACCCUGGGCAGAUAGAUGCUAAUUUUCAUUUACCUCGGAAAAAUGAAUUUAUCCCAGGGGACUUCACUCUGCGGAAUGCUAGCAUAGAUAAAUCCCUAAAUGACGAUAAUCCUCGAUGUAUUGUGGAUGAACCAUUCAUAAAGCUCUGGUACAAGAUGGAUAGUACAUUUAAUGUUCCUCGUGCCAACACAUACUUUUUGAUUUCUGUCAAGGAUGGUUGUAGCAGCCUCAGAAACUCUGUCCUAACAGAUUUAUUUGCAAACCUUCUUAAAGAUGAGCUAAAUGAGGUCCUCUAUCAGGCUUAUGUGGCUAAACUUGAGACUUCAUUAUCUGUUGUUGGUAGCAACCUCGAGUUAAAGCUUUAUGGCUACAAUGACAAGCUGGCCAUCCUGCUUUCCAACAUCUUGGCUGCUUCUCAAUCAUUCUCUCCAAAGAUAGAUAGGUUUGAGGUCAUUAAGGAGGAUUUGGAAAGAGCUUACAAAAACACAAAUAUGAAACCUAUGAGCCAUUCCACCUACUUGAGGCUACAAGUCUUGCGUGAAAUAUUCUGGGACGUUGAUGAAAAGUUGGAGGUUCUUGCGACGUUAACCUUUUCUGAUCUGGCAGCAUUUGUUCCGGAGCUUCUUUCUCAGUUGCACAUUGAGGGUCUCUGUCAUGGUAACCUUUCAGGCGAGGAGGUAAUACAUAUAUCAAAAAUAUUCCGAAAUACUCUGUCAGCUCAGACACUGCCAGAGGAGGCAAGGCAUGGGGAGCGAGUUUUUUGCAUUCCUAAUGGUGCAAACUUUCUUAGAAGUGUACGUGUGAAGAAUGACCCUGAAGAGAAUUCUGUGGUUGAGGUUUAUUUUCCAGUAGAGCAAGAUGUUGGAAAGGAGGCAACAAGACUCAGAGCUAUCACAGAUCUUUUCAGCAACAUCAUUGAAGAACCUUGUUUUGAUCAGCUCAGAACGAAGGAGCAGCUUGGUUAUACUGUGGACUCUAGUCCACGGAUGACAUAUCGGGUGCUGGCGUAUUGCUUUCGAGUAAUGUCCUCCAAGUAUAGCCCUGUUUACCUACAAAGCCGGAUUGAUAACUUCAUUAAUGGUCUAUCUUCUUUGCUGGAUGCGCUCGAUGAGGAGACUUUUGAGCAUCACAAGAGUGGGCUAAUAGCCGAUAAACUCGAAAAAGAUCCUUCACUUAGCUAUCAAACUGGUGAUUAUUGGUCGCAGAUCGUUGACAAAAGGUAUAUGUUUGAUAUGUCCAAACUGGAAGCUGAGGAGCUAAGGACAGUUCGGAAGGAGGACGUAAUCAGUUGGUAUGAUACUUACAUAAGAUCAUCAUCUCCCAAGCGUAGACGAUUGGCAAUACAUGUGUAUGGCUGCAACUCGGACAUUGCUGAGGCUGCCAAGCUGCAAGAGCAGUCAUGGACUGCAAUUGACGAUGUUAAAUCUUUGAAGGUUUCGUCUCAAUUUUAUUCGAGCCUCUGUUGAGGGGAAGGAAUAUGCAAUUUGUUUGAUACAUACCUACAUAAAAUGUCAUCUUCGAAGCUCAGAUGGCUAGCGACCAUUUUUGUGGUUACAGCUUGGACAUCUCCGAGGCUGCCAAGCUGAAAUAGCAUCAAUGUACGAUAGUUGAUAGUUGAUAUAUAAACAAUGCUCUGCAGAAAAUCCACCACCUUGUCAUGCAUUAGACUAAGUUGGUCUGCAGCUUGUAAAUUGUUGAGCGUCCAUUCAAUGUCAAAUGUAAUCUUUUGCUGGUUAUUGUGUUAGUGUUUUGUAGUGCAGCAUGCACUUACAGUUUUGAACUAGCAAAUGCGGCUUUAUUUGGACUUUAUUCAGUACAUGUUUUUGAACUAGCAGCUACGGCUAUAUUUGGAAUUUACUCAGUAAAUCUCAUUAAUCAUGGGGAUCUUCAUUUUUUGUUA